This is a messenger RNA of Purpureocillium lilacinum, 477 nucleotides long. RefSeq lists its product as uncharacterized. Gene Ontology annotation, cellular component: anaphase-promoting complex. The record is from RefSeq and is a predicted model, not a curated record. NCBI's taxonomy places the organism in Eukaryota, Fungi, Ascomycota, Sordariomycetes, Hypocreales, Ophiocordycipitaceae. Gene Ontology annotation, biological process: anaphase-promoting complex-dependent catabolic process.
AUGGCGGCGGGGGAGCACAGCAACGCCGUGGGCGUCUCCGCGCGGGCGGCGGCGGCGGCGGCGGCGUCGGCGUCUGGACAGGAGCAGCAGUCGCAGCAGGGAGGAGUCGCCCUUGAGCACGCAAGCCAAACUCAGAACAACAACAAGAAAAACAAAAACCACAACACAGCCAUCAACAACACCCAAACAGAAAAGAACAACAACAACAACGACAAGAUGCUCCGGCGCCCGCCCACAACCCUCACCAUCACGGCCGAAGACGUCGCCGCCUACGAGGACCGCCGCGCCAGCGAGGCCCUGCAGGCCCGCCAGCAACAGCAGCAAGCGCAACAACAGCAGCAGCAACAGGCGCAGGCCCAGCGGCAGCAGGAGGAUCUGACGCCCGGGCAGGCAGCCAGGCGCGCGCGCGAGGAGCGCCUCGGCGUGACGCGCAGGCCUGGCGCUGGCGGCGGCGGCGGCGGCGGCGGCGGUCGAUGA